This is a messenger RNA of Biomphalaria glabrata, 1080 nucleotides long. RefSeq names its product zinc finger CCHC domain-containing protein 9-like. Gene Ontology annotation, molecular function: nucleic acid binding; zinc ion binding. The record is from RefSeq and is a predicted model, not a curated record. Lineage: Eukaryota; Metazoa; Mollusca; Gastropoda; Planorbidae. The transcript has 7 exons. The coding region runs from base 413 to 1045 and encodes 210 amino acids.
GAGAGUAUAUGAGGAAAUAGACUAUAAAUACAUAUUGCAAAAUUGAAUCUACUUCUUUUACUACAAUCUAAAUAAUUUUUAAGUAACACCGAUAUAAUUUAUUAGCAAUUACAUAGUGGUGUUCAACACCGGUGCUCACUGUUCAACUAAAGGAGAAAGCCCAAAAACUGCGUUCAAAAUAGGAGCAUGAAGUGACCUAAUUUAUUUUCAAAUAAAAUCUUGACUAUGGGUGGUAAUACAAAGGAACACAGCUAUUUUUAUAGUCCUUUAGUUGCAGAAUAAGAAUCUGCUUUCAGUUUUUUUGUAAGUUAAACCUUCACCAAAUAAAAAAAUAAAAUAAAAAAUUGACCUAGUUCCCGAAAGUCGGUGUUCAGUUAUAAGAAUCUACCAUAUGUCUGUCACUACAUUGUGAAUGAUUGUGUCAUUGACUCUGAUCGAGUCAAAAAUUAGAUUUGCAAUGACAAGGUUUGCUAAGCGUGGCUUUGAAAAUCGAAAGUUGAAUGAAUCUACACCAUGGUCAGAAAUGAGACAAACAUUAAAUGGCUCAUCAAAUUUUAAGACUCAGAGACGAGAGGAUAGAAGAUUAAAAAGACAAGCUGAACGAGUGGCAGCCAGGGUCUGUUAUAAUUGUCGAGAAUAUGGACAUCAAAUGUCUAAUUGUCCACUUUUAUCAGAGACUAAUCAGCAAGGUUCAUGCUUCAAAUGUGGUUCAACUGAGCACAAAUCAUCUACUUGUACAGCUAAAAUACCAAAAGGCUCAUAUCCUUUUGCUCAGUGUUUUAUCUGUGGGGAAAAAGGUCACAUAUCAAAACAGUGUCCAGACAAUCCAAGAGGCCUUUAUCCCAAAGGUGGCUGCUGUAAACAGUGUGGCUCAGUUGAACAUUUAAAAAGAGAUUGUCCUGAAUUUUUAUUAAAGAAAGGUAACACAGAGAUAACAGUUGACACUAUAGAAAUGGGAGAAAGUGCUGACGCUCAACCCUUGGCAUCCUCCACUAAACCUGCCAGUGAUAUCAAGAAGAAAACUACAAAUAUUGUCAAGUUCUAGAUAGUGCUUUCAAAUUAUUAAAAUAGUUAAUUAUA